This is a messenger RNA of Acanthoscelides obtectus, 763 nucleotides long. The record is from the annotation of a GenBank genome assembly. Lineage: Eukaryota; Metazoa; Arthropoda; Insecta; Coleoptera; Chrysomelidae.
GGUCGACUUCAAAAUUCCUAACCUCAAGUAUUUAGAAGUCGUUUUGAGGAAAAGUUGUUGAACAUGAAAAGAAAUUGAAGAUACACAACAAAAAUCAUAGUAAAAGAGACCUGAUACAAUUAUCAGAGCACAGAAAAUGUCUACAAGAUGGUACCCCAUGUACCGAAAAGGUGGUCCACAACUUCGUGUGUUUCUUCCUAAUUUUUGGUUGAAAUUGGUGAGACCAACACAAGAGCAACCACCAAAUGUCGUUCAGUUCCAAUGUUCAAUGGAAAUGACACAAUUCGAUAUCCGAAAUUACUUAGAAAAGAUAUACAAGAUAAAUUGUAUUGAUGUAAGAACAAGAAUUCACAUGCCGAAAACUAGGAGAGACCCAGGAAAAGGAUAUAUAAUCAAGGAUGAUGACAUAAAGUAUGCUUACAUUACACUACCAAAAGAUCAAGUUUUCAAAUUCCCAGAGUUGUUUGGGGAUGAGGAGAAGAAGAAAGAACAAGAACUGGAGCAUGAGAGGGCAUUGAAAGAAGCAAAAAAAGGCUUUGAAGAUUAUUUAGAAAAGAAUAAAGAUAGGAGGAAUUUGCCUUCUUGGUAUAGUGUGUGAAUGUUUAGAAAUGAAGCAUAUUGUUUUUUAGUUGUAAAUACUUUUAUUAGUAAUAAAAUGUGACUUAUCACCUAUACCCCAUACAUGUAUCCAGAAAAUUGCUAAACAUGUACUGCCCAGGCUCUGGAUAAUGUUUUAAAGAACCAAAAUCUUGUUUUAAAGCAC